This is a messenger RNA of Labeo rohita (rohu), 2616 nucleotides long. It is a transcript of the gene adamtsl5, whose product is annotated as ADAMTS like 5. Lineage: Eukaryota; Metazoa; Chordata; Actinopteri; Cypriniformes; Cyprinidae. Gene Ontology annotation, biological process: extracellular matrix organization. The record is from RefSeq and is a predicted model, not a curated record. Gene Ontology annotation, cellular component: extracellular matrix. Gene Ontology annotation, molecular function: metalloendopeptidase activity; protein binding.
UUUUUCAUCGGAAUGUAGGCACACACUGGGCUGAGCUUCAGGUGAACGCGGCUGCACGCAAUGCUGCUGCUCUCAUUCACAUCUGUACAAACUCAGGCGUAGUUUAUUUACGCACGCCGGUUCAUCACAGACGCUGCUUCUGACAGAUUAUAUUCAGCGCCUGAAGAUGUGAUUCUGAAACUGAAUGUGAAAUCUACAGGAGGACCAAGUGUCCUGACCGAAGCGCCGUUACUUUCUCUCAAGGAAAACGGAUGUUGUGUGUGACUGAAAGGCUCAGGUAGAGUUCACAGAAACCCACCUGAAGACAGAAGAUCUUAAAUCUGCCGCUUAUUAUCAGAAGUUCUUCAUUGUGAGGUCAAACCCCGAUGUGAAACUGAAAGCGAUUCGGUUUGCUCUAUGAAACAGCACCUUGGAAAAGUGAGAAGAACCUUAAAUAAUGCAAAUGAAAGGAGAAGAUGUAAAAUAGCCUGUAUUUAUUUUCAGUGAUUCGUUUUUAUUCAGGAUUAUGUAGGAUUCAGGUCAUCCUCUUUGGGUUCUGCGUGUGAGAAAACUUCAGGAAAGAUGAGUCCAGUUUCAGAUCUCGAGAAGUUAUUUUGUGACACCUGACGAAGACCUAAAAUGCAGACGUUAAACAACAGGAAGUUGUCUCUGUGCCAGGCCCUCACCCUCAUAACACUGCUGCUGUCUCCGGGUUGCCUGUCCUCUCUGCCCUCAUCCAGACGAGUAGAGCUGGGAGGCGAGGGACCACAGAUGUAUAGCCAAAUACAUUUCAUGAAUGAGUGGGCCUCAUGGGGUGGUUGGUCCGUGUGUUCGCGCUCCUGUGGUGGAGGGGCCUCUGUCCGUACACGCACCUGCAUCACCAGAAACCUGCUAGGAGGGCCGUGCCCAGGGGACACCAGGCAAUACAAGAUUUGUAACUCAAAGGAGUGUCCUGCUGACACUAUGGACUUCAGAGAACUGCAGUGUAAAGCUUUCAAUGACAGACCCCUGGUCGCUGGCAGCAGUUACCAUUGGACUACCUUUCAUGGAGGAUCCGACCCAUGUGAGCUCAGUUGCCUGGCAAUUGGACACAACUUCUACUACAACUUUGGCCGGGUGCUUGAUGGCACACCAUGCCAAUCAGAUCAGGGGACAGUCUGUGUGAAUGGAAAGUGUCUGAAGCCAGGAUGUGACUUGAUCUUUGGAUCUGAGCAGCAGGAGGACGCCUGCAUGGUGUGUGGAGGCCACAACUCAACCUGCCUUCAUCACAGGAGUGUUUAUCAAAGCAACGGGCAGAACAACGGACAGUUUGGGUACAGUGAGGUCACUAUGAUCCCAGCCGGAGCCACACACAUCAGAGUGACUGAUAACAGCAGAAACUAUCUAGCACUCCAGAAUGGGCGCUCUCAGUUUGUAAUCAAUGGGAACUGGAAGAUCAAUGUUCCUGGGGAGUACAAUGUGGCAGGAACCAAACUUUUGUACCGGCGCUCUGCUGAUACCUGGGAGAGUUUUGAAGUUCCAGGACCUACUCAGGAGGACCUGCACAUCAUGGUCUUAUCCACUGAUAAGAACUCUGGGAUUGAAUAUGAGUACUGGCUGCCUCCAGACCGCUACGCCCUGUAUCAUGGGAGAAGUCAACUUCGGCAGCCUUACCACACAUCAAACCACUUACCCUUUGAUCUUCCAACCACUACAACUACCACUACAACCACUACUACAACACAGCCAGUCACAAAAGCUCAUUUCUGGGGUCCUGCUGCUCGCUGGCCUCUUCAACCCCCCUAUCAACAGCAGCCAGUCCCACGUUUGGAAAGAGAUGAAAACCGCAGGAACCGACUUCCUGAAAUACAUCGUAGAGGCCACUGUGGCAAAUGUCGCCGGGUACGAGGGAAAGGUGAGCGCCAGAGACAGUAUUGCCAAAAAGAUUUUGUAUUUCGAGCAAAAGUCCUGGAAAAAGUCUAUACGGGGGAGGAAACCCGCUAUGACGUCCAGAUCAUCCACACAUACCGCAACCGUUAUCGCCUCGAGCACCGUGAGUUCCUGUGGGCGCCCAACAAAUGUGACUGUCCCUUUCUGGAGGAGGGGCAUCAGUACGUGUUGAUGCUGCGGCGACAUAUUAAUUAUGAACGCACUCUCAAUCGCAUCCUAUUGGAGGAGGACAGCUACGCACAGCCUUAUCGAGCACGUGAGGACAGCCUGCUGCGCCCCCUAGAGGAGGUCUGCGGUAACAGCGGCAGCAGGACUCAGUUCAGGGGGUAAACACACAGAAGAUCACAUGUUCACAGCACACUUUUUCUGAAGUUCAACAGACAGAAACCCUGCUCUGAUGCUGAAUUGAAAUCGACGAUUUUACUAAAGCAUUUUGCAUUCCUCAAUAAGGACAAAUGGACUCUUUGUCAGGAUGAAUUAUGUCCAUGUGGGCAAAACCAAAGCAAAGUCACUAAAUGAAGCACUUUAGGUGGACAGUCACCUUCUUUUAAAACUUAUACACCAAAGUAAAUAAUAUACACACAAUUUAUGAUGCCUUUCUAGCACCACGUUUGUUAAUGGCAUAAAAUCGCUUGACAGCAUGUAUAUCUUUAUCAUGUGCAUUUUGAUGUUUUUUAUAUAUGUAUUUAUAAGCAAACAGUAUUUCUA